Molecule: messenger RNA, 414 nt
Organism: Lactuca saligna
Lineage: Eukaryota; Viridiplantae; Streptophyta; Magnoliopsida; Asterales; Asteraceae
Source: the annotation of a GenBank genome assembly
AUGGAAGAGGAGGUGGUUCCGGCGGCAGAGGCGAUGGCUAUACUACCGGAGGUGAAUGCUAAGCAGGGGCCAACCAGAGAUUUCAAAAAUGUGAGAUGCUCUUGGUUGAUGGAACUAACACAGAGGAGUGGAUUUUUAACAUGGAAAGAUCAUUCUAUUCGUAUGAAUAUGAAGAAACGAUGGAAGCUGCGUGGGCAUCAUGAGAUAAAUGAUCCUUCAGAAACUUAUAAAGACGAGACAUAUCCUGGUGUCAACGGCAAGCAGAGGGAGUUGCUUGAGAUAGAGUUGUCAACGCUUCCUUCUCUUAUUAAGGUUGUGGCGGAGAAUAGCGUUACCGAUCACUUAUGUGUAACAGAGCUCAUUCUACAUGAUCAACAAUUUUUUCAGAAACUAAUGGAUUUGUUCAGUGUAUGA